Molecule: messenger RNA, 6936 nt
Organism: Cladocopium goreaui
Lineage: Eukaryota; Dinophyceae; Suessiales; Symbiodiniaceae
Source: the annotation of a GenBank genome assembly
AUGAGGCGUUGGCCGCGAUGGCUGCCAACGUGGCGAAGAGGGAUGGCCACUUUGUUGGAGAAGGCCGCGAAGGUCCAAAGCUUGACCCCGACCAAGUCCUUGGCCAUGUUGGGCGAAGUCACCAGCCAUGCGGUGAAGGAUGGCCAGGUGCCGGACUUGCUACAAACUCCAGUCUUCGCAUCCCUGUUGGAGCGGGUGGAGAAUCGCUUGUAUGGCUUUGCAGUGCAUGAGGUCUACCUGCUGGUUCUAUGCAUUUGUCGCACUUUUGCAGCUUCCAAGGUGUCUCCUGGGGACCAACACGCGGGGCGUUUGUUAAAGUCUGCGGUGGAACAACUCUCUGAAGAUUUGGAGGAGCUGAGCUGUGCGCAAGUGGUGCAGCUCAUGCAGCUCAGGAAGUACGUGAACCAGGUGGAACCCGACCAAGAGUUCUGGCAAGCACUACAGCAGGCAAUGCUGCGGCUACUUCGUGGUGCUGAGCUGAGUCCGAAGCUCUUGUGCCUGGCGCUGGAAGGGCUCAAGACAUGGCCCAAAGAUCUCGUCAACCCCAAGCUAGUUGAAGAACUGGUCAAUGCUACAGGGAGAUCUUUGGAUGACUUCUCUUCAAAGCAGUUGGUGCUGCUGGGAGUGAAUCUGACCACCCUGGGGGUUCAGGAGGAGGUUGUCUCUCAGAUUGCUGAGAGGCUGCGCCUAGCUAUGCCAUUGCUGCCACCACGGCAGCUAUGCUUGGUGCUGGAGAUGGCAGCACUAAGUGCCGUGCCACAGGCGCUGGAGAACUUCUUGCCUCGCUGUUUGGAAGUGGCGCAUAGCUUCCUCGCGCCCGAGGCCGUACGUGUCCUGAGGGCUAUGGCCUGUCUGGGCAUCUUUUCAAAGGACUUGGUGAUUCUGCUGCUGAUGCAGGUCUCCAAGGUGCCCCGCAGCUCGUUGACAGAUGCGGAGGAUCGUGCCCUGCACCAGGUCAUGCUGAGCUUGUUGCAUGACCCAUCGGCCUCUGAACUCAAAGAUGCCAUCGCCAGCAGCAACGAGCUAUGGGAGAGUUGCUACAGGCCAGAGGAAGCGGUGCUGGAAGCCACCGAUCCCAAGGCCUUAGAAGUGAUGAAAGAUGUGCCAAUGGCUUUGGAGGCAGCAGGGGUGCAAGUGGCCUCUACUGGCCAUGGUCACAUUAUCCAGCGCUUCUAUUGGUGCCCGUUGAUGCUUCAGAUGCAAGAUGGCAGUUGGUUCGCGCUGGAUCUCGAGCCCUCCGAGCGAGAGGCGGACUGCGGCCGGUGGACGAGGGAGGUUCACAUGGAACUGACCUUCGAUGGCCGUCCUGGACAAUACAGGGAAUUCAGGCGAAAGGUGAUUCUCAGUGUUGCCGCCUUAGAGGACAAACAUCAGUAUCUUGCUGGUCCCAAGUUACUUAGCAGGUUAUCUGGUGAAGCUUGGCGUUGCACUGAACACUUAUCAAUUGCAGAUGUUCGCUCUGACCGUGGAUGGUUAACUGUGCUGGAGUGUUUAGACAAGCACUACCGGCACUUACCUGAAGUUGAGCUGCACGAGUCAAUUGAUGAUUUCUUAUUUCACCUGAAGAAACGUCCACACGAAGGUACAACAGCUUUUUCUGCAAGGUUCAAGACAGCUUUGUCAAGGUUGGAAACAUUGAUUCAUUCUGAACGGGAAGCUUCCAAAACAAAGAGACGCAAACGUGGUGAUGACAAACGACGUCUUACACCUGCCUCUCCUGUUGAAAGCUCAGUGAAAGACUCAUAUGAUUCUCCAGCCAACGGUUCGGAAGCUGCUGAACAAACUGAUGAUACAGAAGGAGAUCCACCAUCGGCACCAAGAGCCGAGCCAACUGAAACUGCCGCAGCAGGAACUCCUGGAACUGAAGAACCUCAGGCCUCCCCUAGUAUGCCGAAGUCCGGAUCCAAGCCAGCAUCCGAGAAGAGUGCAAAGUCUGAGAAAAGUGGAAAAAGUUCCAUGAAGUCUUCCAAGAAGCAUUCAACUGGCACAGAAAAAGGUGAUGCCGAGAAAGCUCAGAUGGCUAUGCGCCGUAUGCUGGGUACACUGGAACCUUCUCAUCGUAAGCCGAAGCCAAUAUUUCCUCAGUCGGUUUUGGGUCAUCUUUUCAUGAGAAAGUUUGGACUGAAUCGUGAACAGCGAGCCUUGGUGAUUCGAUCAACAGGUGGCAGUUCGAGAUUUUUGGAUGUCGAACGCAUUCUCAGGGCUUCAGAUUUGGAAGAUCAACGCAGUGAUGAUCGCCGUCUAGCUAAGCCUCAGUUGAAGCCUGGAAAAAGAGACACCUUUGCUGUUCAGGAGAAUGAUCCCGAAAGCUCUUCAAUAGAGAUGCCCAUGAGUGAAACUGAUGAAAGUAUUGGUGAAGUUUUUGCAGAAGAAGAAGUCGUUGAAGACGAAAAUGAAAAUGAGUUAGCAGAAGUGUAUGAAAUACAGAAGAAGGCAAAACGUGACUUCAAGAGAAACUUCAAGACGUACAAGGAGACAAAGAAGAAGGUCAAAGAGUUGAAGAAGUCCCGUGUUGGUCCCUCAUACUAUCCAGUGGUUGCUGUGCCUCCAGAUGGAGCUUCCUCUGCAGCGGGUAGUCAACAGACCAAUGUCAAGCCUUUCAAAAGUGAUCGCAAGGACCAAUCCAGAAAGAAGGGUGAUGGUCGUGGUUUCAAGCCAUCCAGCCGUAAAGAAGAUGCCAACUUUACCCAAGCUGAAAUGGUUACCCAGUUCAACUACAUGGUCACAGAAGUUGUUUCUGCGGUAGAAAUGGAAUCCUCAUCCAUGGACAUGUUUUUGGCCUCCAUCCCACAGGGUUAUGCCAUCAUCGACACAGGUUGCACGACAUCAGUCAUUGGCCAGGAAUCUGCAACAGGUAUGAUCAAGUUUUUUGAGGAGAACGGUUUUCCACGUCCUCAAGAAGUAACUAUGCCUGCGGUGGAGCUGAAAGGUUUCAAUGGCAAGACCGAGACCACCACUCAAGGUCUUAGAUGGACUGUUUGCCUGGGGAAUUUACAGGGUUGCAUUACCACUUAUGUUAUUCCUGGAAUGACCCCUUUCCUGCUGUCGAGACGGGUUUUAGAAGCCAUGGAAGCAGUUCUGGAUUUGAAACAAAGAACCAUUUCAAGCAAGAAGCACGGGUUGGAUCGUUUUCCACUACGUCAAGCCUCAAAUGGACAUCUCCUUCUCCCUUUGUGUGUUCCCAAAGAUGAUUUGGAAGUCGCACAAUGCGAUCACGACACCGUCAAUGAGCCCAAUGAAUCCGAAGUAGCGUCCACCGAGUGCCAGGACCAACUGCCGGGCGACCAGAAGCCCAAACAUGACAAACAUGUUGCCAAGCCAUCCAAACAUGUUGUAAAGAAUAAGAAAGCCUCCAUAGAUAAGAAACGUGCGUUUCAGGGAAUAGUGAAGAACACUAAGAAUGGGGUAGUUGAUGUGGGGCAACAUGCAAAAGCUUUGUCAGUUGUUUUUGGUGUUCCGGAAGGACAAAUAAUCCAUGCAGCUGUGGCCUAUAAACCUCGUAAGGAAAGAAUGCCAACAACUGCCAGCCAGGAAGCAUAUGAUUGUUCCGUAGCCUCUCUCGAGCUUUGUGGAACCCUCAAUGUUGCACCCUGGAGGAUCAGACCACCUUCCCAAGAUCGCCGUCCAGUUCAUGCCAUGAGUGUAGCAAUUUUUGCUUUCCGAUCGCCAGAGAUGCCAAGCGAAUCUGCCGAAGAACCAGCCAUGCCAAGUUGUGACGAACCCGCAUGCUUUUGUUGCAGCCAACAUGAUGAAAUGGGUCCCCCAAGUAAGGGUAUAGAUAUCCCCGUAGAAUCUCUAUAUGAAGAAGUCAGUUGGGUGGAACUAGGUGAGCAAAAACCUCUUCCAGAGGACACAGCCAACAGCCUGCUCAAGAGCAUUGGGUCAGUCCGCAAAGCCAACUUGCGCAUGACCCUGUCACGACUGGCCACCGAGCCCAAUAAGGUGAAGGCCGAGCUGAAGCAAUGGUUAGGUGAUCAAUCUCAUGUCUUGGAUAAAAAGGUGGGUCUUAUAGAAGUGUUCACAGGCAAAGCCAAACUGUCUGAAGUCUUUGAGAAACAGACCGGACUUGCCAGCAUCCGUCUCGGACUCCAGUUCGGCCAAGACUUCACCCGUUUGCAUGACCGUAGAUGCCUUUUGCUGCUGAUAGCGUUUUGCAGACCACGACAUGUGUGGUUCAGCUUUCCGUGCAAGCUUUGGGGUCCCUGGACUAGGAUGAACCUCAACAAAAGCCACAGCACCUUUGAGAAGAUCAUGAGUGAACGAGCUGUUGCACGUCGCUAUUUGCACAAUGUAUCAGAAGCCUGGAACCUCCAAAUCUUGCUAGGUGGACAUGCCCACGCAGAAAACCCUUUGGCAUCUCAGGCAUGGGCCGAGUUACAAUUGGAAAAUGCAUGGGAAGUCCGCAUAGAUCAGUGUGCCUUGGGACUUCGAUCACCGAAAUCCGACCUGCCUGUUUUGAAACCGACCCGAAUUGUAACCAGCGAUGCCGCCCUGGCUGCUGGACUUGAGAGCUGUCGGUGUGAUGGUCGGCAUCAGCAUGAGCACCUUGAAGGUACGUUCAAAGGUAGGAAUUUGACCAGUUGGGCUGAAUCAUACCCCCUCAAGUUAUGUAAGCAUGUAACCGAAUACCUUUGUCAAGCUCUUGAACCAUGUAGCAAGCAUGAAAAACAUGUUGAAGAGAUCCUCGCCGAAAGCUUGGACGAGCUUGCAGAGAUGGGAGAUGAUGCUAACUUGGAGGGCGUGCCUGAAGUUAACCAACAACUCAGCCUUGAAAUGCAGCGUGCAAAAGCACUGGUUCAUAAAGUUCAUGUGAACACUGGCCAUUCUUCCCCAGAACAGCUUAUGAGACUUGCCAACAGGUGCCAAUCAUCUGAAGCCGUCAAACAGGCAAUCAAGGAAUUCAAGUGCUCAGUGUGCGAAGAGAUGAAAUCCCCGCCACUGCAUAGGAAAGCCGCCAUCCAACAUGCAGAGAGCCCAAACCACAUUGUAGGAGUUGAUUACGUUCAAGUUGAACUUCACCGUGAAGAUGCAUCCGGAAGGGUAAAAGAAAUCAAACGCAAUGUGCUCACUGCAGUUGACCUUGCCACUGAUUUUUGCCAGCAGAUCGUAGUGUCGCCUGGUCCGCAUGGUUUGUCAAAGGCCUUCCACCAACUGUGGUCCAGACCAUAUGGAGUUCCCAAAGUGAUCUACAUGGACCCUGACCAUAGACUGGUGUGGGUGUCCUACAACGGUUACAUGUACCGUUGCUCUCCAGAAGGCCUCAGACCACUUCCUGCGGAUGAAGCUGCAUUCCGUGAACUCACAAAAGAACUUGCUGUUGGCCAAUUGGCCCCCGACAUGGAGCGUGCAGAUGAUCAGCUGAAACGUCACUUUGGUUCAUACAUAGACUUGCUUCCCUCCAAACCUGAAGACCUAGACAUGGAACUUGAAGAUGAUGUUGAAAGAGAACCUGAAGAGCCCGAUCCACAUGCGGAGGGCGGUCCUAGGAAAAUCAGGCGAAGGUUUUACAGGUCAGAAGAAUACUGGAGAAAACGUGCAGCUGGUAUGCCGCCAUCAGGACCUUUGCAAGAAGGCCCACAGCCGCAAGUCAUCCGAAACAUGGAUGAAAUUCAUGAUGCCGAAGAUCCGACGCCGCCUGAGGACUCUCAUGUUGACAAAAGGCGUAGGGUGACGAUAGAUUCUGAUGUUGAAGAACAAGAAUAUGAACCUUCCAUAGGUGAAACUCCCACAGGUGAUGUUCCUUCUCCCAACGUUGAAGAUGUUAUGGAAGAUGCGCCGCCAGGCGAGUCAGAAUCGGCAGUGCCACCCGAACAGGAUCAUGUCAUGGAAGACUUGCAACGUGCUGUAGAAACACCUGUGCCGGAUGGUGAUGAUGAAAGCCUUCAUGUCACCGGCAAAACCUCUGGCCGAAGGGACGAAGUCCUUGAAGUGUCGCUGAAUGUCAUGCCAGAGGACAUAACUGAUGACCCACUGUGUCUCUGGGGAGUCUUAGAUGAAUGCUUGCAGGUCACUCCACAUGCCAAACAACAAGCCAAGCAACGCCGUGUUGAAGCUGGGGAACGAGAUCCAAUGGUGAAAGCCAAGGCAUUCCAAGCCUUAAUGCUGGAGACGAUUCAAGGGAUAACACCAAAGCAGUUCAGAGAGAUGACCCCUGAAGAUCCAGCAGGUUUAGUCUUGGACAGCAAAGGUUUUUAUGAUGCUGUUACCCGAAGUCAGAAGGUGCUCAAUGCCUUCCGUAACACGUUGACGCCGAAAGGUAACCAUGUGCCGGACAUGUACAUGCUGGGUGAAAUGAAAAAGAUGUAUGAGACCGAGAAGGGGUACCUCAAUGUGAACUCCACCAUGUCUGACGCAAGCAAGCGUCGCCUUUCCGAGGAUGCCAAGGAAGCCGAAGAUGAGGCUUCGAUCUCAGAUUGGAGCACAUGUGGAUUUGAAGGACCUUCGAAGGUCGAGAAUGCAUGUUUGGUUGGAGCCCUGAAGCCUCCCACCGAGAAGCCCUAUAUGCUUCAUGUUCACCGCCAUAUCAACCCUCCGGAGAAGAAUAUGACUUUCUCACUGUGGGGAAAUUCGGUGUGCCAGAUGCCGAAGGUGGCAGAAUUGAAGCUGAGCUAUUUGGAGCUCAUCCAGUUGGCCUCCACGGACACAGAGAUCAAAGAGUACUUGAUGUGGGUGAAGAAUAGAUAUGGAACCGAGAACACAGGCAAUCCCAAAGGAAAGAUCACCCCAGCAGUUGAUCUUGCGAUGUUCUUAGAAGCCGUGGACUGGAAUGGAGAUUCAAUGGUGGAGAAGGGAUCCAUGACCUUUAGCCGCAAGCUGAAGGACGUUGAUCUGCUGUUUGCACGUUUGAAGCAAAGGCACUUGGAGCUUUGGGGCAUUCGACUUCUUUGGAGGAGCUUGAAAGACCCUGGAGGCGACCUUUCAGAUCUGAGCGACUGA